Hymenoscyphus albidus is the source of this 1439-nucleotide messenger RNA. The record is from the annotation of a GenBank genome assembly. NCBI's taxonomy places the organism in Eukaryota, Fungi, Ascomycota, Leotiomycetes, Helotiales, Helotiaceae.
AUUCAUCACAUUCAUUUUAAGCUUUCCAUGGGAGGCUGCGCCCGUCGAAUAACCGUGGCUUAGUGCACAUCGUGUGCUUAACGCACGCGGGUAUAAAUGGGUCUUCGUAAGGGGCAAGCCCCCAAUGCAUUCUCCUGUUACGAUGCAUUCUCCCGUUACGGCCUUGUGUCCUAAUUUUGGAGGGGGCCAGGAUGGGGUUGGAUCCUGGAUGUACGACCCACAAAUUGAGAAUGUGGUAAAGACCUCGAGAUCGUGGCUUUUGGCCCACCAACUACACAAAUUGGCUGCGGGGCAGACAUACUGGCAUCUGGAAUAGUUCAGUAUAAAGUACUGUGCUCCCCCAUCUAAUUUCAAGAUCAUCCAACCUUCGUCGGCAUCUUCAAUCUUCACAAUGGCUAUUCUCUCAAGAUUUCUUCAACUUUCUGUCGGUCUGAUGGCUUCCACCACAGUUAUCGCGGCACCUGUUGAGCCAAGGGCAGUCAUUGGGCACGACAAGUAGGUUUAAUUUCCUCUAUUCAUGUAGUUCAUCCAAGAUCUUGCUAACAUAUCAUCCCCAGGGUUGCAUCAUUUGCAGAGACUGUUCCUGGUGGCACUCAAGGGCAAGUUUACAAGGCCUAUCAACCAAUGCUAAAGGUGAACAAUGGAUGUGUUCCAUUCCCAGCUGUGAGCGCCAACGGCGACACAAGGUAUGUCUUUUUUCGCCGUUCAAAGUUUCGAAUCAAAUUCUAAUACAAUGUAGUGGCGGUCUUCAAACUUCUGGUUCAAGCAACGGGAAGUGUGGCAGUUCCACUGGACAGGUUUAUGUCCGAAGUGGUGAAUCCAAUGGCAGAACUGCUCUGAUGUAUUCUUGGUAAGUCAAAGUUCUUAAACCAACAGUAGUUGAUGUACUGAUUCCCACCAGGUACUUCCCCAAAGACUCACCAGCAAGUGGGCUCGGGCAUCGUCAUGAUUGGGAGGCAAUCAUCGUUUGGCUUCAAAGUGGCACAGCAACCAACAGGGAGAAUAUUCUCGCUGUGUGCCCAUCAGCACACGGGGGAUUCGAGUGUUCCAAGUCCCCCAACCUUGACGGAGUCACUCCUUUGAUCAAGUACGAAAGUAUUUUCCCUAUCAACCACGCCCUCGGAUUCACCAACAUCAAAGGAGGAAAACAACCAAUGAUUGCGUGGGAGUCUCUUCCUGACCCUGCCAGAACUGCACUCAUAAAUACCGACUUCAAAGACGCCAAUGUUCCAUUCAAAGACGCAAACUUCAACAACAACCUUGGAAAGGCAACCUUCUAAUGACAUUUACGAUCCCCGCGCGUUUUGUUUUUGAGUUACAAUGAUACCUGAUCCAGCGGUUCUAGAGGAACAAACAGCUGCUGGAAGCAUUGACCAGAUUGAGUCGGCUACCUAGUGUAGCUAUAUAUAAAUAUUUUAAUACAACACCACAUUCAUGAC